GCUCCAAAGGCAUUUAUUUUCAGGGGGAACCUAGCGUCUACCGAGCGGCAGGAUAUCUAUAUGAAUCUACAGUAGACGCUAUCCAAGAGCUCUUGUCGCAUGUCAUGACUCGGAAGCAUAUGAGUUGUAAGUGGUGCCCACCUAUCACAAGGCACCUGUGUAUGGUAAGCGCCUAAUGCCUCCUUUGCUCCGGACAGGGUCUUUGAGAUCGAAGAGAGACAAGCAAGUGAGAGACCCGCAAUCCAUCUUGAGGAGUGUCACCGAAGCCGCAAACAACUUUUCCCAGGGAAUUAUAAAUUGUCGAGACGCCGUGGUCAAGGAGAUUUAGAGAGAUACGAAGAAAUCGUUGAAGGAGGUCCACUUCAUUAGGUGGAACACCGCCGAAAUCAAACACACCGUCUCCAAAGUCAAGAUGGACGAGGAGGAGCAUAUUUGAUGCCCCAACAAGUGCAGAGCACGCAGCAAUUUAUUCUUACACUCGCUCAGAGCAGAGAUGAAGCCAAAUUGAUGUUAGUUGACAGUUUCCGUGAGCAGCAGAAGACAAACCAACGUAAGACGGCUGAAAUUGUGUCAACAGAGGUCCAGAUUAGUAAUACCGGAAUCGAAUGGCUCAUUGAGAAGCAGGAAACAGAAUCGGUCAUCGUACCAAAGUCAUCAGUGCAACAAGAAGCUUCCAGAGCGGUGAUUUCACUAAACCGUCUCGUCAAGAUCCUAAGCGCCCUGUUCCCGGACCGUAUACCAGCCCAGAAUACGGCCAUUGAUCUCAACGUGCUGGUCUUGAGACAAAGAAACCUGCAACAUAUUCUCCAGAACACUCCCCAGUUCGACCCCAGAGCCGAAAGCCGGGCGCACACCGCCCUCAACGAAGACAGGCCGUAUAAUGACGACUGGUACGGACCGUCCGGGAUGAUCCGGUCUCUUAUAGCACAGAUUUUGUUGGCUCUGAUAAAGAGAAAUUCCCUUGAUCUAGGCUGCCUCGACCGAAGGAGCUACGUCCGAGGACUUGAGCAUCACGAUUUGGGAAUAUUGUGCGACCUUCUCAGUGAUCUGGUAUGUCAAUUCGAUGCCGAAACGACUAUUUAUGUUAUCGACGGAGUAUCAAAGUUCGACGUCGACCACAACAACAUAUUCCAAAGGUUUGAGGUGGCGAUACGGCGGCUUGGAGACAUCGUCAAAGACGACGAGUUGGGGCCCAGGCUGAAGAUUCUCAUGACCGUACCCUUCAGAUCAUCGGUAAGAUUGAAGAACAUCGUAGACACCAAGUUUCAACCGGCUUUACUUCAGCAACUUUUGGCUCCCAACAAACUGUCGAUAGGUUCCAUCGUGUCAUCAAUUUUGAGCCGGUCAACUUUGCAAAACGCAGCCACUACAUCAAGCCUGCAGAACGACUUGCCAGAAUGGGGCGGUGGAGAUUACGAUGACGAGUACAUAGGAGACAUGUACCAUCUUAUCCUGAAGUAAUGGUAAAAUCCUGCUGUAGCCGUAAUAACAUGCGGAUUCAAUGGAUUGCUUCU
Molecule: messenger RNA, 1514 nt
Organism: Colletotrichum godetiae
Lineage: Eukaryota; Fungi; Ascomycota; Sordariomycetes; Glomerellales; Glomerellaceae
Exons: 3
Coding region: 436-1461 (341 amino acids)
Source: RefSeq, a predicted model, not a curated record